Molecule: messenger RNA, 465 nt
Organism: Cetraspora pellucida
Lineage: Eukaryota; Fungi; Glomeromycota; Glomeromycetes; Diversisporales; Gigasporaceae
Source: the annotation of a GenBank genome assembly
AUGCGAAUUUCACAACAUAUAUAUCAGCUUGCAAAUGAAAAAAAUAUCGACUGGCCAAAAAUAGUUGUUGGGAUAUUACCCACAAUUCUGGUGUUUGCUGGAUAUGGGCCCCAGUUUUACGAAAUUUAUCGUAUAAAACUUGUACGUGGUAUUUCAUUAAUAUUUUUAGUAAUAGACAUUCUUGGAGCUGCUUUUUCCGCAACAAGUCUAGUAUUCAGUCCGCCUCCAUUUGACAUUUUAGCAGCAUCAGUUUAUCUUAUUGUAGUCAUGCUGAAUUCGGUCAUUAUAAUAUUAUAUUAUAUUCUUAAUUGGAUACACCGAAAAAAUUCCAAUGAAUAUAAUGACGAUAAAAGUAAUGACCAUAUCAAUAUUCCUAGUAAUAACCUUAGUAAUAACCCUAGCAAUAACCCUAGUAAUGAAAUAAUUACAGAGAUAAUAAUUGAAGAUAAAACCGAUAAACAUUGA